Molecule: messenger RNA, 1605 nt
Organism: Pochonia chlamydosporia 170
Lineage: Eukaryota; Fungi; Ascomycota; Sordariomycetes; Hypocreales; Clavicipitaceae
Product: F-box domain-containing protein
Exons: 1
Coding region: 1-1605 (534 amino acids)
Molecular function (GO): protein binding
Source: RefSeq, a predicted model, not a curated record
AUGAACCUCGCUCACCUCCCCUACACGGUGUUCUUCGAAAUCGUGUCUCAUCUGUCUGCGCUGGAGACGCUCACUGCGCGCCGCAUCUCACGGGACGUUUACUCCGCACUAACAAGACCGGACUUGAGCAUCAGUCUCCUCUUGUUGCAUUUUCCGCGGUCGCGAGAAGGACGCACCCUUCGAGGAUACCUGCAGAGCGGUAAUGACGAGGCUCUCGAGCGGGGGGACUGGGCAGCUGUGUUUGCCACUCUGGUCCGGCGGUACCAUCACCUUGGGAAUGCCACGCCUUGGAGGGUGAAGAAAGUGAGGGUGGCCAAGGGCUCACACAGACUGCGUGGUGUGACGCCGUGGAAUAGAUUCCUCAGGUUGGAUGACAAGACUGCUGCGUUUGAUUAUUGGGAUCCGGUGUGGACGUUUGAGGCCGGGGAGGGAGUGCUUGUGUAUCCGGCGAUGGUGGAGGAGCGCAUCGUCUAUAAGGCGAGAGAUCUUACGAGUGAUACUGAACUGGUCGUGCCUUUUGAUACGAUGACUAAGAUUAUACGGAGAGUGAGGUUGUCGCAUGGGAUAUUAAUCUUUGAGUGGUGUGAACAGGCUGGGUAUCAUGAUUUAAAUGAGACGGAAGCAGCACAUCGGCACUUUGCAACAGCGUUUGACAUAUAUUCACCUCAAUCACAUAUACACCAUCGAACACUCCGAAUAUCCUUUCGAUCAGAAUGGAAAAUUCAUUACUUAGGCCUCCCGCUCACCCACCAAGACCGCUUCUUCUCAACACACAACGCAACACAUUACGUCGUCUACAUCUGGCAGCCCACCCGCUCGCCAUGGGGUGAAGACGCCCCCCUCGAGCGCCUCAUCAUCUGGGAAAUAGGGCAGCCGAAUCCCUACAAACCGUCCCUCGACCCGGGCGGUAAACACGCACCAGUAACCUCCUCUGGCCCCAGAAUCAUCAGACGCAUGAUCAACAACGAACUAUCUACCUGGGGAGUACGACAGUCCGACACUCCCAGCGUGCGGAGUCUUGCCCUCGACGAUACAACCUUUGAUGAGGCGACGAACUCUACCACCGGCCACGUAUUUUUCAUCGAGGAGCAACAUCGGUGGUGUGCAGGACCGCACAGCACGCCUACACCACCUCGUCAACACCACAUUCUCUCCACGGGGAUACCCCUCAUAGGCGAUGGACCGAGAUGGGUAGACGAGUGUGGCGGCCCGAAUGGAUCCCCAGAGUACGGAAUGAGCUUUUGCUCGCGUGGCCGGAAGGAUACCUGGCCGGGGAGGGCGCCGUGCUGGCGUCACGAUGACUUUCCCUACCUGACUGUGUCGGAGGUGUAUGAUGCGGAGGCGGGAGUGAGGAUCACGGCGAGACACUGCUUCAUGAUGGAGACGUUGUCGGUUCAUGUGCGGCCGCAGUUGUGCGUGACGAGGGAUACAGAGAGGGAGGAUGGGUCGGGAAGUGGAAAGAAGUUACAGGGUCCGGAUGGCGAAGAGGUUCAGUUUGAGGAUGGAUUGUGGGGAGAGCUACUAGGGAAGGGGUGCAUUGUUGGUGAUGAGAGAUGGGUUGUGGGUGAGGAUGAGGGCGGGGAUGUGACGAUUCUUAUGUUUUAA